UUAUUUCCUCUUUGGAAUAUUAUUUUUAAAUGUCACUUAUCACAUAUAUUUGAUCGAAGUAGUCUUCAUUUUGUAAGAAAAUGAACAGCUUUUUGUUGAAUUCCAGAGGGCUUCUAAAGAAUCUUCUCCAUUGGAUUCUUGUUUUAUGCAUAAGCUCUAGCUUACAAUCAUCCACAAUGGCAGCUGCUACAGAUAACCAUGGAAAUGUCACUGACAGACUCGCUUUACUCGACUUCAAGAACCUAAUAACUGAAGAUCCUCUUCAUAUCAUGAGUUCUUGGAAUGAUUCAGUCCAUUUCUGCAAUUGGUUUGGAGUUUCUUGCAACACUUCAAAUGACAGAGUGAUAUCUUUGAAGUUAGAAACUAAAAAAUUAGCAGGCUCGAUACCGCCUUCUAUAGGGAAUCUCACAUUCCUUACAGCGAUCAGUUUAUUUGACAACAUCUUUUCUGGUGAUCUUCCUCAAGAAAUGGGGCGUUUAUGGCGGUUGCAGAUUUUAAACUUGACUUACAAUUCCUUUAGUGGGAAAAUUCCAUCUAAUCUCACUCAUUGUAAAGAACUUACGGUAUUUGAAGCAUCAGGCAACAAUUUUAUAGGAGAGAUUCCAAUACAGCUUAACGUAUUAUCUAAAUUGGUUGUUCUUGGUCUUGGAAGAAACAACUUGACAGGAACAAUUCCAACUUGGAUAGGGAACUUUUCUUCUCUAUUUGCUCUAGUACUUGCAGUAAACAAUUUUCAUGGAAAGAUUCCUGAUGAGAUUGGCCGGUGUUCAGGAUUAGGGUUUUUUCAACUUUAUGGAAAUUAUCUUUCUGGUAUAGUCCCUUCUUCAAUUUACAAUAUUUCUUCUAUUUACUUUUUCUCUGUUGCUUCAAACAUGCUUCAUGGGCAAUUACCACAAGAUGUUGGCUCGAAAUUUCCUAGUCUUCAAAUAUUUGCUGGUGGUGCUAACAAUUUUACAGGAACUAUUCCUAUUUCAUUGCCAAAUGCUUCUAAUCUUCAGGUUAUUGAUUUUGCUCAAAAUGGUCUAGUUGGGAAGAUCCCCAGUUCUUUACAAAUGUUGCAGAGGUUAGUUAGACUUAAUUUUGAUGGUAACAAUUUGGGAUAUGGAGAAAUUGAUGACUUGAAUUUUUUUAGUUCUUUAUCUAAUUGCACUAAUUUAGAAGUGUUGGGUUUGGGAAGAAAUCAUUUUGGAGGUGAAUUGCCUAGCUCCAUAGCCAAUCUUUCUCAGCAGUUACAAAUUUUUACUUUAGGAGAGAAUUUGAUUCGUGGAAAUAUCCCUAUUGGGAUUGCAAACCUAAUUAACUUGGACACACUUGGAUUGGAAGGCAACAAGUUAAGUGGAAAUUUACCUACUGUAAUUGGGAAACUGCAGAAAUUACAGGGUUUGGAUUUGAAUUCUAACAGACUGUCUGGAUCAAUCCCAUCUUCCAUAGGCAACUUGACUAGACUGGCAUGGCUUUUCAUGGAGGAAAAUAGAUUUGAAGGAAGCAUACCUAAAAGUUUAGGGAAAUGUCAAAAUCUUCAAAAGCUAAACUUGUCAAGUAAUAAUCUUAAUGGAAGCAUACCCAAAGAAGUCAUUGGUCUUUCUUCCUUGUCAAUAUCAUUGGUCUUGUCUAAUAAUUUCUUGAUUGGUUCCAUACCAAUAGAAGUAGGUAAUUUACAUAAUGUCAUGGAGUUGGAUUUGUCAGAGAACAAAUUGUCUGGUGAAAUUCCUAGCUCUCUUGGAAGUUGCACAAGCUUGGAACACCUCCGUUUGAGGAGAAAUAAAUUUGGAGGAAAAAUUCCUGAUUCUUUGAGAAAUUUAAGAGGUAUAGUUGAACUUGAUCUAUCCUGCAACAACUUCUCAGGAAAGGUUCCUGAAUUUCUUAGCAAGUUAUUGUCUCUCAAGAAUCUCAAUCUAUCUUACAAUGACUUUGAUGGCAAGUUGUCAACAGAAGGUGUAUUUGCAAAUGCAAGUGCCAUUUCUGUAAUUGGAAAUGAUAGGCUCUGUGGUGGUAUUCCUAAUUUACUUUUGCCUAAAUGCUCAAAAGAACAGAGAGGAAAACGAGUUACCCUACAAGUGGUAAUCUUUUCAACAAUCGCAGCAAUCUUUGCCUUCCUUGUAUUAUGUUUUGCUUCUAUGUUCUGCAUGGUGAGAAAUUCGAGAAAGAAACGUUUAGCUUCACCUCCUAUAGAGGAAUGGCAAGUUGGUAUGUCUUAUUCAGAAGUUAUAAAAUCAACUGAUGGCUUCUCUGCUGAAAAUUUUAUAGGUUCAGGAAGUUUUGGUUCUGUAUAUAAAGGAGUUUUAUCUGGUGAUGGAGAAAUUGUUGCUAUUAAGGUUUUAAACCUUCAACAAGAAGGAGCUUCGAGGAGUUUCAUUGAUGAAUGCAAUGCUUUGCGAAGCAUAAGGCACCGAAAUCUUCUCAGAAUCAUCACCAUUUGCUCAACUAUUGACCAUCAAGGCAAUGAUUUUAAAGCGCUUGUUUUUGAGUUUAUGCCUAAGGGAAGUUUGGAUGAGUGGUUGCAUUCCAGAGGAGAUGAACAAGCUAGAACAAAGAGAUUGAGCUUUAUUCAAAGAUUGAAUAUAGCAAUUGAUGUUGCUUCUGCACUGGAUUAUCUGCAUCACCAGUGUGAAACUACAAUCGUUCACUGUGAUCUAAAGCCAAGCAAUAUACUUCUCGAUGAAGAUAUGACAGCUCAUGUUGGAGAUUUUGGAUUGGCGAGGUUUCUACUUGAAGCAUCAAAAAACCCCUUCAAAUUUGAAGCAAUUUCAGUUAGCUUAAAGGGUUCAAUUGGCUACAUUGCUCCAGAGUAUGGAUUAGCUGGAGAGGUCUCUGUGCUUGGAGAUGUUUACAGUUAUGGAAUACUAUUGCUGGAGAUGUUUACAGGAAAGAGGCCUACCGAUGACAUGUUCAAAGAUGGUCUAAGCAUUGACAAGUUUGUGGAAAUGGCUUUGCCAGGACAUGCCAUGGAUGUUAUUGACCCAACAAUGCUUGUCGAAGAAGAAGAUGAUGACGAUGAGACAAAUGAAGAUGGCAGAGACGAAAAGGCAAUAAUUAAAGACAUUGAUGCGCAGAACAGUACAAUUAAAAUAGAGGAAUGUCUGACCUCAACACUCAGAAUUGGACUCGCAUGUUCUUCGACAUCUCCUACAGAGCGAAUGGCUAUGAACUUUGUUGUCCAUAAAUUGCAUGAUAUUAGAAAUUCAUUUCUUGGAUCCAAGAGAAAAAGCAGAAAGAUGAUGAGAUAAAUGUUAACCAGACACAUCUCUGGUUUGACAUCUGCUGUAUACAGCUGCUGUAUAAUACUCUAAAUAAUUGAAAUUUUUCCUUCCUUCUUCCAA
This is a messenger RNA of Jatropha curcas, 3320 nucleotides long. RefSeq lists its product as uncharacterized. Gene Ontology annotation, biological process: protein phosphorylation. Gene Ontology annotation, molecular function: ATP binding; protein binding; protein kinase activity. The record is from RefSeq and is a predicted model, not a curated record. NCBI's taxonomy places the organism in Eukaryota, Viridiplantae, Streptophyta, Magnoliopsida, Malpighiales, Euphorbiaceae.